Oryza sativa Japonica Group (Japanese rice) is the source of this 1679-nucleotide messenger RNA. RefSeq lists its product as uncharacterized. The record is from RefSeq and is a predicted model, not a curated record. NCBI's taxonomy places the organism in Eukaryota, Viridiplantae, Streptophyta, Magnoliopsida, Poales, Poaceae.
CCCGUGGGAGUUUUUUUUUUUUUUGGCUCGUCGAGUGGAGAGGAAGAGGAAGCGGGAGCUCACCGGCGCGGCGGCGAUGGCGGCGGAGGCGGAGGCGGCGGCGCUGCCGCAGCUGCAGCUGCAGCUUCUCUCGCUCGUCUCCGAGCACCGGCUCCUCCGCGAGCGGGAGCGUGCGGCGCGCGAGGAGCUCCACGCCGCCAGCCAAAGAUGGAAGGAGGCGGAGGAGGGGCACCGUCGGGAGACGCGGGAGCUGCGUGCGGAGGUGGCGGCGAGGGACGACGCGCUCCGUCGGCUCGAGUCCAGGAUAAAAUGCCUUGAAAAUGAAAAUGAGCAGCUGGAGAAAAACGAAAAGGAGUUAAAAGAUAACAUGGAGGGACUGCUUCAAUCAAAGGAGGCUUUCAUAAAACAUUACGAGGACUCUGCUUGUUCUCUGCAAUGGACUAUCCAGAUGAAGGAUAAACAGAUUGCUGUGAUUUCAGAAAAGCUGAAUGCUCAUCUGGCUUUAUUUAGUUCAGUAGGAAAGGAAGUCGCUGCGGUGAAACAAGUACUCGGUAAUGUGAAAUGUCUAGUUGGCGACAAGGAAAAUGUAGUUUCUGACUUGAAGGGUAAAGUAGAGAAGAUUUCUGUGCUUGAGAAAGAUUUUGUUGAAAAACUUAGGUUUUUCGAAGAAAAAAUUAAUGAUUACCAGCUUGAACUCCGGAAUAGGGCGAGGUUGAUAUAUGAAUUGAGGGAACGCCUUGAGGCUGAGAAACUCAACACCAAAUUUCAGCCCAAACUAGAAGAACUUAGGAAAUCUUUAUUGGUGAAGGAUGAGAUUAUUGAGAGACUGACUUCAGAGAAGCAGGCAAUGCUUAUGGAGCUUCACAACAUGGAGAUUGCUUUACAUAAAUUUCAAGACAUAUUUGACAGUAUUGGGCAUGAGGUAAUAAAAAGAAGCUCACCUGUUUCUAAUAGUCAGGAUGUAACAGAAGAUGUGAAUAGAGAAAAACUAGAAAGCAUUCCAGGUAGUCAGUGUGAACCAGCUAAUGAGCAUACCGUGAUACCUGUUUUUGAUGAAGCAGCAACUACUCCGAACAUAGAAGGUCAGUCGGAAAUUGACCCAGGCAGAAAACAAGUACAAAGCCAGUCAUCCCUUAUGCAUUCUGCUUUGCCGUCUCCAGAGCCAGCAAAUGCAAAUGCCGAAACAGCUGACUGCCUACAUGGAUCCGAAGAUAUUGACAUGGAUAAUUCAUCUCCAGGACGGUGAAUUGAUUAUGUGAAUCCGAACCUUGAGUCACAAAAACAGCCCUGAAUUACAACUGGGCUUCCCUCUGGUGGCAUGGCGCUGAGUCUGCAAAUCUCCAAUGCCCAGCAUCGCAGCUCAUGACCUCCUCUGCUCACAGCCGAUUGAUUUCUUGUCUGUAUAGCAUGUUAAGUCCAGUUAGCCCCUAAAGGUCAGAAGGAAGAUUGGGUGCUGCAUUUUGGUUUUUGUUUUUUCAACUUCAAAUUUGUGAUAUCUAGCUAGUGAUGGGUAGUUGGGACAUGCAAGAACUCACUGCGCUGUGUAUUCCAUUGUGUCAGAUCUCUUCAACAAUAUGACACUAAUGAUGAAUACUACGGAUGAUUUCAGACUAGCAGACUUGUAUAUUGUGUGACAUGCUCGCUUCAAGGAAGCUAAGAGUUGGGGUUUAGAAUUUAAA